Ostrea edulis (European flat oyster) is the source of this 2292-nucleotide messenger RNA. RefSeq lists its product as uncharacterized. The record is from RefSeq and is a predicted model, not a curated record. NCBI's taxonomy places the organism in Eukaryota, Metazoa, Mollusca, Bivalvia, Ostreida, Ostreidae. The transcript is spliced from 10 exons. Bases 5 to 1735 code for a protein of 576 amino acids.
GAUAAUGAAUUGGCCCUGUGUCUUUGUAGUUUUUCUGAUUGUAUGUGUCCAUUGUUAUGGAUGUCGUCUUAAAUUCUCAACCAAGGAUCCGGAGAAAACAGCAGCCGUAGGUGACACGUGCAGGGAACAAGUUUAUACGAAGGAAGAUUGCUAUAACGCCAUCCAUAGUCAAAAAUUUUACAACAGCUCCGUGGUGAGGUCAGAUGCUCUGGUUCUGUCCAUUGACUUUGUGAAGAACAGGACACUAGUUCAAAUAAACAUCUCCAUGGAGUAUUUGCAGUUCACAAGAGGUUACCUUCUGAUUUUUGAUAUGGAUGAUGGCAGCAUUCAGUGCUUGUCGGCAGUCUUUCCAAGAUGGACCCCGCCCUCAGUGGUUUCUUUUACGAUGGAUAUCAAUGGGAAAUGUAGUACCGACCCUGAGAUUCACCAGCUGUUAGAUAUUCCAAUUAAUCCAGAAGUUUGGGUGAGUGAUCUUGCUAUACACAACAGCAAUUCGUCUUAUCUGAAGAUUUCUUUUGACGUCAAAAAUCGUGACGUUAAAUCGUACGAAGUGGAAUUAUGGGAUAUCAAGGACAAUCUCAUUAAAACAGAGAAAACAGAAAAGAAUUUUGUAAUUUUCCGGAAUAUCACACCGGGCACGUACUACACAAUGGUCAGUAUUUCGAAGAUGGAGAAGGGCAGAAAAUGCCCUUGUGGUAUUGACGUUAAGGAGCACAGAAUCUGUGAAACAUGCAUGACAAAAUAUUCCAAUCCAUUUGAGUAUCCAAUGAUGACAGUUGCAGCGCUUGCCGAAAAGAAUUCUUCCAAAGAGCUACAUGUAGCAGUGUAUGCAAUACUUGGUGGAUGUGUAGCAGUAGCCGGGAUUUUAGCGACGAUCUUAACCAUCAAGAAAUAUUCAAAGAGCUUGAUUAAUUUGAUGCGGAGGGAUUCAUGUCAUGCAUCGCUGACGAUUAUUUCAGCCAAAUCCCAUUCCUCCGACAAAGUUAAACUGUUGAAAAAUACGAUAAAGGCCAAGCUGAACAUUGUCUGUCAACAUUCCAAUAUGUCUCUACACAGCAUUUCUCAGUUUCCACUCCGAAUGUCUUCAGAUGUCAUCAUUGUAGUGAUUUCCAACCUUAUUCUGGAGCAUCAGUCGGUUCUUUUCGAGAAAUUUCCAAAUACGUUCGAAGACAAAUCUUUAGUUUUUGCCGUAAUAGAUAACGCAGAUUAUGAUUUAACGUCUCUGAUGAGUUAUCCAAUCUUUGAUAUAACAAGUGGUUGUGAUAGACUUUUGGAAUUUCUCUCAUCUCGUACAAAAGUACCCCAAGGAGAUCUUCGUGGUCCGAAAAUAGAAAGCUUAUCUACCUUAGACCAACAACAUGAAAACCAGGCGGAGAAUGCUACAAAAAUAUUAGAGAAAAUGGACGAUCUAAUUUACGCGCACAAUGUUUUGUGUAAGAAAUACGAAAGUGUUUCUGAAAUUGUCGAAUCGGAAACGAAAUUAGAGUCAAAAGUCCCCUCUACUAUGUACUCCACAAGCAAAAACGACGAACUAGAAGUGUCCGCCAUUUUCUCAUGUCGUUGUUUGUUUCUUCCUCCAGAUGACCAAUCGGAAGCAGAUUCAGCAUAUGUAACUCAGAGUGAGUGCAUGAAGCACAUCAAUGAUAUAUAUGAUGCUUCUAGACAGAGAGGAAAAAAUGUGUUUAUUUCUUCGGCGGAGAUGGAGGCAAUUAGUCUAGGAGAAAGGAGCGUGUAAGACUCAAUCAUCCUAGGAGUGAGGCGGAUCUACAUUUUUAUCUCAGGGGGAGAAGGUCAUGUAAGAUUGUAAUAAUCCAGGAAAAGGAGAAAGAAUUGUGCAAUACGUUAAUGCUACAGGGGAGAAAAGCAUGUCAGAUUUUAUUUUAUGGGAGAAGAGUUAACAAAAUUUUGUUGACCAUGGGAAACGAAUAUAAGAUUUUAUUACCUUGGAGACAAGGAUGUCUUUGACGUCUUGAUGGGCACAUAUGCUUUUAGGGAAACUAUUAAGCACACUAUCCUUCACCCUGAUCAUGAUUUGGUGUUGAUGCUUUUGCCUGGUUAAAGAAAGGUCCCCAUGAUAUAAUGUGCUUCCGGCCCCUUCUAACACCCGUCACCAGACUUGAGAAGUUGAAUUUGUACCGUGCAUUGUUGUGGAUGCAGACAGUGCAAUUGAUCUGCGGAGUGGUAUCUAUCAUGGUGAAAUUUUGAUACUUUGUGUGUUCACUGCAUUAUUUCAAUUUGAAAAGUGACAUUUUCAUCAGUAUAUUUCGAGAAAUAAAGUUAUGUUAAUUGAAA